AUGCAUGUGGGAGGUCAUAAGACGGAGAUAUAUUCCCCUUUAGGGAUAGUAAUAUUACAGGACCCGAAUAGGGCCUACGUUCAUGACAUGUAUACGGUGAAGGGUCGCGCAGUGUUGAGGUGUGCCGCACCUUUGGGCAAAGGAUGUGGCAAAGCCUUCUAUGUGGACGAUUGGUUAAAGCAAAGAGUUCGAAUCUUCCCGGAGUAUGACUUGCCGUACACGGGGGAGGCCAGUCAUUGUUGUGUCUCUGCCGAAAAAUCAGUGAACCAACUGUCCCGGGCCUUUGAGAAGAAGUGCAAUCUUAGCCCUGAUGUGCUUGGUGAGACCAACAAGGCCAAUGCGGGCAGACCGGCCAAGCCGAGUGGUACGAUGGAGCGGUCUGAUGCUGUUAGGGCACCAGAGGAACAAGUUCACAUAAAGAGUAUCGAUGCAGGGUCGGGGAUCACAAACAGAGAGAGUUAUGGGGUGGUUGAUAUGGCAUCCUUUCGAUCCAAAUGGUCCUGA
Molecule: messenger RNA, 504 nt
Organism: Aspergillus terreus NIH2624
Lineage: Eukaryota; Fungi; Ascomycota; Eurotiomycetes; Eurotiales; Aspergillaceae
Exons: 3
Coding region: 1-504 (167 amino acids)
Source: RefSeq, a predicted model, not a curated record